GUGGAGGUUCUUGUCAGUCUGGUGUGUGUGUGUGUGGUGUGUAGUGUGUGGGGGUGGUGAUUGUUAGUCAUGGUACGACGCAGGUGUGCACAGGGUUGGAUUGUGGUAGGGGUGGUAGUUGUGGUGGUGGUGGGUAGUGUUCAUGGCGCUAUUGAUAUUGAAGCCUGGAAAGGGCAGGAGCCCCUCACCCCAGAGAGGAUUGUGAGGGAAGUAGUGGAGUAUUUCUCACAGCGGGAUCCACAUGGUAUCCCAGUAUUGAAGGUUCCUGAGCCCAUCGAGAUGCCAGACAGGAUAGCAGCAUCCCAGAUAACCCUCUGGGACCUGAAGAUAUCAGGUCACUCUGGCCUACGUCUCGAGUACAUCAACAUCAACCUCACUAGCUUCUCGGGGGCUAGGGUAAGAAUCAGUCUGCCAGCGAUCAAUGUCCAAGGGCAGUACAGCUGGCCAGGCUGGUGGUCCACUAGUGAAGGAGGCGCUAAUAUCACCAUGACAGGCAUCGAGGUCCUCCUCGACAUGAUGCUGAGUGUCAGUGACUCUGGAGUCCUCAUGGUGGAGACUCUCAAGAUAACGCUGACGUACGACAACCUGUAUCUGGACUUCGAGAACCUGACUACUCAACACUCUAUCCUGGUGAGCACUGCUGAUGUCUUCUUCAGCACCAUCAUCCAACCUCUCAUCAUCGGUAAUGCACAAGAUAAGCUUAAGCGCCUUCUGAACCAGCGCUUACAGGACAGACUUGCGAAUAAUACUUUCCCGGACUCCAUCUCCCCUGUGGACUACGCCGUUGCUAAGGCCAGAGUGGAGAUGAGGAAGAAACAGCUGGAUCCCCUCAAGCUGGGGAGAAGGGACAUCAAUCUAGCUUGGGGAAUCACUGUUCAGCUGAAGGACAUAGAGUUAACGGGCCUGGCAACGCUUCACCGUACUAGAGAAGUCUCCGCUCAGUUCAUCGACAACUCCGUUUUCUUCACAAUACAGAUCGGGACCCAGGAGCUAAAGGGUGGAGCAGAGUGGUCCAUGUCCGCCGCCCUGCUGCCUGCUGUAGGGGGCCACCUGACUCUGACGGUGGACAGCCUCAGCGUUACGGUAGAAGCAAAGCAACCGGCAAAUAUCCGGAGUCCCCCCACACUGAGGAAGAUUGAUGUCCAGCUUGGUAACUUGUCUGUUAAGUCAGCAGGGGAGGGCACCAUAGACUACCUGCUGGAGAUGCUGGUCAACAUCUUGCCCAAUGCCCUCAGGAAUGCCAUUAUGGAUAGAGUCGAACCCAGGAUACAACAGAUAAUUCAGAAACGCCUGAAUGGAGUCGACCUGUACAGGAUGGUUAUGGACCAGCUGGCGAAGAAGCAGCAGCAGCAGCAGCAGCAGCAGGAACAAGCACAAGCCGCUGCAUGAGUAACACCUUCUCAAGCUUCUUUGUGUGGCUUUGCUGCUUCUCAAGCCAGUCAGAGCUUUGUCUCUCUGUGUGAUAGACAUAUUUAUAAUUUUAAUGACAAUAAUAAUAAUGAGGAUUAUGAUGUAA
Molecule: messenger RNA, 1516 nt
Organism: Procambarus clarkii (red swamp crayfish)
Lineage: Eukaryota; Metazoa; Arthropoda; Malacostraca; Decapoda; Cambaridae
Source: RefSeq, a predicted model, not a curated record